This is a messenger RNA of Truncatella angustata, 556 nucleotides long. RefSeq lists its product as uncharacterized. NCBI's taxonomy places the organism in Eukaryota, Fungi, Ascomycota, Sordariomycetes, Amphisphaeriales, Sporocadaceae. Bases 130 to 405 code for a protein of 91 amino acids. The transcript has 3 exons. The record is from RefSeq and is a predicted model, not a curated record.
UUAUUGACAUAGGUCAGAGGGAGUUGAUGACUAUCAGAUCCUCCAGCACCAAAAGCCCUCAUACUCCUACCACGCUUAUUCUUCCCGCAACCAGUCACAAGCAGUACUACUUAUAGCCUUGUACAAGAGAUGCCAUCGUCUGCGCUCCCAGCGAAUGCCGAGGGGGGUGCUCUUCCCGGGCCUCCUAAAGAGCACGCUCCGGGAUUUAGCGACGACCCCAAGAGACCAAUGACUGGUUUCCGCUGGUUUCUUUUCGUUACUAGUACCUUGAUAGCAAUCUUCGUAUAUUCCCUAAAUAACACCAUCGUCGCAAAUCUCAUUCCGGUAUCUACUGGCCCUCUAGCACUAAGACGCCGAUAUAUGCUAAUUAUUAUCUUCUUCUUGCUAACAAAUCAUCGUCAAUGAUUUGAAUGGAGUUGAGAAAUUGCUACGGCUUUCUAUAAGGUUCAUAAUUAGUGGUAUAACAACUAUUCUAUUAUUAAGAAGACUUUAUGUUACUUAUGACUCUAAGUAGGUUUAUAUCAUUUCGUUUAUAUUAUUCCUAACCGGAUCGGCC